Messenger RNA from Paecilomyces variotii, 1031 nucleotides. RefSeq lists its product as hypothetical. Gene Ontology annotation, molecular function: RNA binding. Gene Ontology annotation, cellular component: U4/U6 x U5 tri-snRNP complex; U6 snRNP; precatalytic spliceosome. Lineage: Eukaryota; Fungi; Ascomycota; Eurotiomycetes; Eurotiales; Thermoascaceae. The transcript has 2 exons. The coding region runs from base 255 to 551 and encodes 98 amino acids. The record is from RefSeq and is a predicted model, not a curated record. Gene Ontology annotation, biological process: mRNA splicing, via spliceosome.
ACAGCGAAAACCACCACUAACGCUAUAUUAUCCAAACGCCAGGCACUUCUGCUUUUAUAUCACGCCUCCCUCUGUCCAGAACAAAACCACAAUCGCAGCUUUGGCUACGUGACUCCUGCAGCUGCGUCACUCUCCGCGUGCGGCGCGGCAAAGCAGACGCCAGCUCUCGUCUCGUGCAUCGGAGCUUCUCGUUGGCUCGAAGGACAGCAACAAACUGCUUAUGACUUCGCGGAUCUGACCGCGGAUCUGUCGUCAUGUCUCUCCAGGCAUACAUAAAUAAGAAAGUCCUCAUUUUGACCGUCGACGGGCGUACGCUUCUGGGGACACUUCUCUCGACCGAUCAGCUCACAAACCUCGUGCUUUCCAAUACGGUAGAACGUAUAAUUCGAACCCCAGACGACCCUGAGCCGAGCUCUCAGGUUGAGCAUGGCCUGUAUCUCAUCCGUGGAGACAACGUCGUGAUUUGUGGAGAAGUGGACGAGGGAAUUGACGCGCAAAUUGACUGGACGAAGGUCAAGGGUGAAGUGGUGAAAGGAACGAAGAAUGCAUGAACCGGUUCAACGACAGAAAAGGCCUGCUGGCUCGCGUGGGGAUGCGGGAGAAAGUGAGGAUAUCGACAUGCGCUUGACCGGAUGAGACGCUGGGUUACGAUAUGUCAGCUUUCAGAUGCAUCUCGAAGCUGGACGUCGUGGCCCCCAUCCAGCCACCGAGCAACGUGAGGAGCGCGCUCUUUUCAGCGAAGGGGCUGCCCUUGUGCGCCCCCGAAUAAUUCUUUAUGAUGCCAGGCACUAGGGUCUGGUGCCUAUAAUUAGGAUCAUCGAAGAGCUUGGGGUACUAGGAAACCUGAUUCGUACGGCCAGCAGCAGUUCGACAGAGAGGGGAUUUCGCCAUGGCCCUUUUAGAGACGGAGAGGACGGGAUAUACUACUCUAUAUUCAAAUGCGAAAUGGUCGCUUUGGGGGUGGAUAUGCUGUACUAGUAUAGCCCUUCACUUAGCAUUACGAGAAAUAAUUUCAAAAUGAAUAACAAUGC